CUCCUCUCAAUUGUUUCUGCAGCCUUCAGCCUCUCUCUAUAAAGCCACCUUUCCCUCCCUUUCUCUCACCCUCAAAGUAAGAGAAUAGCAGAAGAUUAAUUGCUUGAUCAUCCAGCAUGUCGAGCCGCCGGAGCAGGAUAACAGAAGAUGAGAUCAAUGAGCUCAUCUCCAAGCUCCAAUCUCUCCUCCCCGAGUCCCGGCGGCGAUCCCUCGGCCGGGCAUCAGCGUCCAAGCUGCUCAAGGAAACCUGCAAUUACAUCAAAAAUUUACACCGAGAAGUUGACGAUCUAAGCGAACGGCUGUCGGGGCUGAUGGACAAUAUGGAGAUGAAUAGCUUUGAGGCCGAGAUCGUCCGAAGCCUCUUGCGAUCUUGAGCUCCAUCACCGAUCAGUUAUAUAUGAAUUAACGGUGUUCUAUAUGUUAAAUUAAGUAAUUGUAAGUUAGGGUUUAGGCGUGCUUUGAGCUGUACAUUAUGAAUAUUAUGGGGCUUGGCUUGAGUUGUUUAGGCUACUUAAUGGCAACCGAGCGGCUUCAUCUUCUCCUGUAGAACUAUUAUGGCUUUCUACUAUUUAAUG
Molecule: messenger RNA, 575 nt
Organism: Dendrobium catenatum
Lineage: Eukaryota; Viridiplantae; Streptophyta; Magnoliopsida; Asparagales; Orchidaceae
Product: transcription factor ILI5-like
Exons: 2
Coding region: 117-374 (85 amino acids)
Biological process (GO): regulation of growth; regulation of DNA-templated transcription
Molecular function (GO): protein dimerization activity
Source: RefSeq, a predicted model, not a curated record